CUGGAACGUCCACCAUCUCACAGGCUCUCUGCGUCCUCAUCGGCCAUGACUUCGUACUCGCCAUCCGAGAAGGACGCGCUGCUCGCGCCUAAAGCGCCCCCGAACUGGAAGAAGAAGUACACGCUCGUCAUCCAUGGCGGCGCAGGGACGAUGUCGCGCGAGAGCGCGACGCCCGAGCGACAGGCGCUCUACAGGGCCGCUCUCAAGAAGGCGCUGCGGUCGGGAUACGACGUCCUGCGCGAUGGCGGCGAGGCGAUGGACGCCGUCGUCGCGGCCGUAACGGUCAUGGAAGAUUGCCCGCUCUUCAACGCGGCCCACGGCGCCGUCUUCAACGUGGCGGGCAAGAACGAGCUCGAGGCGUCGCUGAUGCUCUCCACGCCGCCCUCCUCCGAAUCGCAUCCCGCCGUCCCGGCCUCCCGCCGCGGCGCGUCCGCAACGCUCCUCACCCGCGCGCGCAACCCGUCGCAGCUCGUGCGCGCGCUCUACCUCGCGCCGGCCGACGCCGUGCACCCCUUCCUCUCCGCGUCCACCGCGGAGGACAUCGGCGCGCGCCACGGCGCGACGCUCGUCGACCCGAGCUACUUCUGGACGAAGAACCGGUGGCUCGAGCACCGCCGCGGGCUCGGGCUCCCGGACGAGCCGUUCCCGCCCCACUCUCCCUCGAGCUCCUCCCCCGUCCCGGAUAAGGAGAAGGAGCAGGAGAAGGGCGAGUGGGAUGUAGAAGAGGAGCUCGAGCUGAACCUCGAUGUCAUGCCCACGGGGACCGUCGGCGCGGUCGCGCUCGACGUACGCGGGUGCAUCGCCGCGUGCACGUCCACCGGCGGGCGCACGAACAAGCUCGUCGGCCGCAUCGGCGACACGCCGCACAAGGGUUCCGGGUACUGGGCCGAAGAGUGGAAGGUGAAGGGUUGGAUCCGCAAGAAGCUGCGCAAGAUCCACGGGAAGAGCUCCAAGAAGGCCGUGGGCGUCUCGGGCACCGGCGACGGAGACUACUUCAUUCGUCAGGCGACGGCGUCGACGAUAGCGCGCCGGAUGCAAUUCCUCAACGAAUCAGUGGACAAGGCUGCUCGUCACGCUGUGGAAGACCUCAGAAAAGACGGCGGCAUCGGUGGCGUCAUCGCAUUGGAUGAAGAAGGCAACGUCGCCAUGCCACUCAACUGCUCAGGCAUGUACCGCGGCAUCAUUCGCGAAGAUGGAGUACCGAAGGCGGCCAUCUUCGACGACGAAGAGCUUUCGUAGAUCGAAUCGGCGCCGUGCUGUGGAAUAGUCAUGUGCAGGAAAAGAUGUUAUACAGCCAUUACAAGAGCAUACAUACGUCCUUGCAUUCGUGGGCGAGAACAGGAAAGCAAAAGAAGAGACCACUGGGUAUCUACGUGCCCGCGUUUUUGACAGCUGCUUUGAGCCUCUGUCGUAGCCUGCUGGCCGAGUCGUUUUCGCCCUCCUUGUCUUUCGGUGACGGAAUCACCGUCACGUUUUCGCCCUGCCCUGCCGUGGCGGUCGUCGGAGAAGCAGUUACAGCCGAGCUACCUGCGAGCGCGGAAGGAUUUGACGUGGCCAGCUGCGUCAGAAGGCGGGUAGGAGAGGGUGGCGCUUGAGGUUUUUGGGGUGCGAGUGCAGGCGCCCUUGACGAGACCUCGUCGUCCACGACCUCGAUUUCUUCGCGGAGGACGGCGAUGCGCGUCCACCGUCUGUACCGCGUAUACUUGCCUAAACCACCCUUCGGGCUCGCUCCUUCCCACUUAUUAUCCCCAUACACCCACCCGUCCGGGUCCGUCACCGGAUCCUCGCCGUCCAUAUCCCCACUCCCGUCCUUAUGUCCCUGCCCCUCCUUCUCCCUCGCCUCCCUCUCCGCGUCUUCCUUCUCCUUUUCCUUGAUCUCCCCCAGCGGCACGUCCUUGUCUGCGCUCGCGCUGCGGAUAUGCCCGCUCGCCCACCCGGCGCUGACCUUGCUCGCCGCCCUCGCGAGCGCCGUCUUGCCCGCGCUUCCGGGCGCCGUCGGCGACAUGCUCUCGUCCGGCGGGUGCCUUUCGACGCGCGCCGUCCUGCCCGCCGCCGGGUCCGUCUUCACGCACAGCCGCCACUCCGGCUCCUCCCACGUCCAGAACGCGGUGCGCUUCAGCCUCUUGCGCGGGCCACCUGCUUGAUUCUCCUUGCCUUUGCCUUUGCCUUUGCCUUUGCCGCUGCUAAAGGAGGAGGAGGAGGGGAAGGGGAGGGGCAUGUAGACCGUCGUGGGCGCGGGGAGCGAGAACGCGGCGGGCGGGGUGACGGGGGCGAGAGCCGGCGGAGCUGAGCACCACGACGGGCGCUCGCCGGGGAGCAGCGCGGCCGUCCAGUCGAGGCCCAUCCACCACCGCUGGUUCUCGUACACGGUGAACAGGAACCGCACGCUGUCGCCCUCCUUCUUCUGCGGGCCGCCCUGCGAGAGCGCGGACAGGGACCGCGUUUGGGGCGAGAGGAUAUGUGGGGGGAGGGGUUCUCCGGAGAGGAGGGACCAGAGCUUGUAGCAGGUCCAGCGGAGGUACGCGCUCCGCCAGAGCGUGUGGCGGAGACGGUGCGCCCAGGGGGCGCGCCAGGUGAGGACGAUCGUGCCGGAGAUGCCGACGAGGACGCGAAGGCGGACGAAGUAUGUGAGGACGAGCCAGGGGAGAGACAGAAUCAAGGCGGCGCGGAAUGAUUUGGAUAGAGGGGUCGGUUGGGUGGUCGACGGGGUGGGAGAUGGUGAGGGUAUGUAGGCGUAGAUGGCAGCCAGGUCGGCGACGAUCGCCUGCAACGUCUGCUCGGAUGCAACAGGUGCCACGGUUUCAUGUCGUGGUCGCCAUCGUCUGAGCGCGACGACGGUGCACAACGCCAACGGGAGUAAAUAUCUUAUUAUUGGGAUCGACAGCAAGCAUACGCCCCACCACCCAAAAACAAGCAGCCAGCUCUGGUCCCAUGUCGUCCUCCAGCUUACGAGCUCGGCGCCGUACCGCACCCGCGCGAUCCAGGGACUGAGACCGACCAAUACGGUCGUGAGCGGCGCCGGAACCGUGCUCACGAAGUCCAGCAACGUUGGGGGCGACGAGUGCGCUCCGGGGGACACGCUGAGCGCUGCCAUCGCCGUCGUCGAUGGAAAGGAAAGAGGCUCAAGAUGGUCGACCGAG
Messenger RNA from Punctularia strigosozonata HHB-11173 SS5, 3140 nucleotides. RefSeq names its product asparaginase. The record is from RefSeq and is a predicted model, not a curated record. Bases 46 to 1239 code for a protein of 397 amino acids. The transcript has 5 exons. Lineage: Eukaryota; Fungi; Basidiomycota; Agaricomycetes; Corticiales; Punctulariaceae. Gene Ontology annotation, molecular function: hydrolase activity.